AUGGACGCCGCUAUUGAGGCUACGCUGGACGCUGCCGAGAGUGAGCGCCCCGGGUGGUGCCCGCCUGCGCCUCUGCUGGUGGCGCGGGCACGGAGGUCUUGCUGCGCCUGCGCUGCCGUCCUGGUCCACCCGCCUGCUGCUGGGGACGGGCUGGGCACCAAUGCUGGCGAUGGCGGCGGAUCGCAGUCAGAGUCGUCAGUGGUCCCGGUUUCACAGGUAGAUCCGGAUCCGGUUGCUGGGACGGCUGGCGGCUCUGCGGGCGUCGUGGUCUGUCCAGGAUGCAGGCUGGCGGUGUACUGCUCGCGGGCAUGCGCUGUGGCGGAUACGGCGCGCCACGAGCCGCAAUGCGCCCGCCUCCGCCAUCCGGACCAGCCAAAAGUGCUGCUGGCGACCGAGGCGCUGCUGACGGCAGCGGCCGAGGCGGAUGAUCCCGAUGAGGCCAUGGCCAUGCUCGCGCCGCUGGCGGUGGCGCAGCCAGACAAUCCAUCGGUGAUGGUCGGCUACGCUGAAGCCAUGCUUGCGGCUCUCCGUAGAGAUCGCGCCAUUGGGGCACCGUCGUGGCGGACGGCUGGCCGGAAGCAGGCCGCACUGGCCUUGCUCCGCGAUGUGGCGAACAUGCCGUCGGCAGCAGGCCGGGACAUGGCCGUCCUCGCGCACAUUGUUCACGCCGAGGCAAACGAGCCCGACGUGAGUCCUCCUGUUCGCCGCGAUCUGUUGCAGGAGGCGCACGCGCACUACCGGGCUGCACAGAGCAAUGCCGUUCCGCUUGACGACCCACACAUGCUGCUCGACAUGGUUAGCGUUGUCCGGGCUCUGGUCGACGCCGGCCCACCACCGCAGCGCAAGUCGGACCUCCUGUUCGAGCUCCUCACUACUGCACUUGAUACGCUCGAGCUGCCGGCGGUAGCGGCUCUUGAUGACCGCGAUCCGCUUCCGGCCACGUUGCACUGUAUGUAUGCCAGGGCGCUCGUCGAGUACGACGCGUUCCGCUCGUCGAUGCUGAUGGGAACGGUCAACAACGACCUCGACAGCUCGGGCGCAAGCGGGCCGCGGCUGCAGCCCAAGGUCAAGGCCUCGAGCGGAUCAACGUACCUGGCGUCGCGGCAAGAGAACGAGCGCGCCGAACGGCUCCACUGGGGAGCUUCGGACUCGGUCUUUGACGCCACCAUCCCGCAUCUGGAGAUUGUGCUCGAUUCGAGCCACCGCGGAGACCAUCUCGCUUGCUGCGGUGUCGCCCUCCUCCGUGCCUACGGCAAGGCCAACAAGUACUCUCGUGGCGCCGAGCUUGCUCACGAGCUCCUGACAUCGCCGGUUGCCGAGUACUCAGCGCCAUUGCACCUCUACGCCGCGCGCAUCUUUGUCAGCGGCUUUGCCGACAUGGACGGAGCAGCGCGUCACUUUCAACGCGCGGUCGAGCUUGCUCAACCCGACUUUGCUAUCCGCGCCAACUUUGGCUACGCCUCGUUCCUGGCGCAUAAUGCUGGCGAUGCCGAGGCUGCGGGCGUCGCCUUUGGCAAAGUGCUCUCGCUGCAAGCCGUCGCGCCCAACGAUCCGACCAUUCGUGCGCAGGUCCGCAACGUCGAGCUGCCGCAGCUGCGGCGGCUCUCGCUUGUUUCCAACGUCGGCCUCCAGCCAGACGACGGCACGGCAGGCGUCGGCGUCGGCGUUGCUCUCUCGUGAGCUGUUUACCAGCUGCUACUCGAGCACGCCGCGCGCGCGCUGGAGGCUGCGGUGAUCGAACCGAACCGCGACAACGACGUCGUCAGUCUCCGGCGCCACAAUCUGCAUGUGGACAGGCUGCCCGUUGAGGUACUUGGCUGCUGAGAGCCGGAGAGGGCCGAUCGAGAGCCGGAACGUGUUCCAGUCGAGCACGUCGCCGUAGGCCUCAAAGCUGUACUCGGCACCCGGCCGAAAGGUAAACGCGCCGCGGUGCUCCUC
Messenger RNA from Thecamonas trahens ATCC 50062, 1938 nucleotides. RefSeq lists its product as uncharacterized. Bases 1 to 1680 code for a protein of 559 amino acids. Lineage: Eukaryota; Apusomonadida; Apusomonadidae. The record is from RefSeq and is a predicted model, not a curated record. The transcript has a single exon.